GAAACAGAGGCGCGGGACGCACGACCCGCAGAUAGGCAGGCCAGGAGGCCUUCUCUGCGUCCUGCACUCAGGAGGACUUAGAGCGCCCUUUGCUUGGGCUGAGGGGUCCCUGGUCCAGCAGCUUCCUCCAGACUCGGGCCUUUCGCUAAGCCCGCCAGGGGGCGCCACGUUGAGUGGCUGCAGAGUCGGGGUUUGAAGGCACUGACUAGAGAAGGGGCGCCGGACCCGGCCUGAGGAGAGGGCUCUCCCCCGCUCAGGAAGUGCCCCUGGGCGGGGGACUGGAGUCCUCACACCAGGACUGAGGCAGAAGCAUUUGGGGGCGAGGAGGGCUCAUCACCCUCUGCCCCCGCCGGCACCCUGGCCAUGACAGGCAAGUCGGUGAAGGACGUAGAUCGGUACCAGGCGGUCCUGGCCAACCUGCUGCUGGAAGAAGAUAACAAGUUUUGUGCAGACUGCCAGUCUAAAGGACCCCGAUGGGCCUCCUGGAACAUUGGCGUCUUCAUCUGCAUUCGAUGUGCUGGAAUCCACAGGAAUCUGGGGGUACACAUAUCCAGGGUAAAAUCAGUUAACCUCGACCAGUGGACUCAAGAACAGAUUCAGUGCAUGCAAGAGAUGGGGAAUGGAAAAGCAAACCGACUUUAUGAAGCCUAUCUUCCUGAGACCUUUCGCCGACCUCAGAUAGACCCAGCUGUCGAGGGAUUUAUCCGAGAUAAAUAUGAGAAGAAGAAAUACAUGGACCGAAGUCUGGACAUCAAUGCCUUUAGGAAAGAAAAAGAUGACAAGUGGAAAAGAGGGAGUGAACCAGCUCCAGAGAAAAAAAUGGAACCUGUUGUUUUUGAGAAAGUGAAAAUGCCACAGAAAAAAGAAGAUCCACAGCUACCUCGGAAAAGCUCCCCGAAAUCCACAGCACCUGUCAUGGAUUUGUUGGGCCUUGAUGCUCCCGUGGCCUGCUCCAUUGCAAAUAGUAAGACCAGCAAUACCUUAGAGAAGGAUUUAGAUCUUUUGGCCUCUGUUCCAUCUCCCUCUUCUUCAGUUUCCAGAAAGGUUGUAGGAUCCAUGCCAACUGCAGGGAGUGCUGGCUCUGUUCCUGAAAACCUGAACCUAUUUCCCGAGCCAGGAAGCAAAUCAGAGGAAACAGGAAAGAAACAGCUCUCUAAAGACUCCAUCCUUUCACUAUAUGGAUCCCAGACGCCUCAAAUGCCUGCCCAAGCAAUGUUCAUGGCUCCGGCUCAGAUGGCAUAUCCCACGGCCUACCCCAGCUUCCCUGGGGUUACACCUCCUAGCAGCAUAAUGGGGAGCAUGAUGCCCCCACCAGUAGGCAUGGUAGCUCAACCAGGAGCUUCUGGGAUGGUUGCUGCCCCCAUGGCCAUGCCUACAGGCUAUAUGGGUGGCAUGCAGGCAUCAAUGAUGGGUGUGCCAAACGGAAUGAUGACCACUCAGCAAGCUGGCUACAUGGCAGGCAUGGCAGCUGUGCCUCCAACUGUGUAUGGGGUUCAGCCAGCUCAGCAGCUGCAGUGGAACCUUACUCAGAUGACUCAGCAGAUGGCUGGGAUGAACUUUUAUGGAGCCAACGGCAUGAUGAACUAUGGACAGUCAAUGAAUGGUGCAAGUGGACAGGCAGCAAAUCAGACUCUCAGUCCUCAGAUGUGGAAAUAA
Molecule: messenger RNA, 1656 nt
Organism: Orycteropus afer afer
Lineage: Eukaryota; Metazoa; Chordata; Mammalia; Tubulidentata; Orycteropodidae
Gene: SMAP2
Product: small ArfGAP2
Molecular function (GO): GTPase activator activity
Source: RefSeq, a predicted model, not a curated record